UGACGUUGCGUUGCAUUUUGCUUUGGAUAUUUCGUCGGCAUUUUCUGCGAAAAUAUUGUUCUUUGAGUUAAAUAUAUUAAUCAAUAACAAGUAUGAAUCGUAGAAGGGGCCACGGAGAUGAAGAUGCGGACGGUUACGAUCGUCUUCACCGUAAAAGACGUCGUGUAUCAGAAAACCAGGAGAUAGAGGAUAGAUUAGAGUCCCUUAUUUUGAGGGUUGGAGAGAAAAGCAGCUCUAGUUUAGAGAGUAAUCUCGAAGGUUUGGCAAGCGUACUUGAAGCUGAUUUGAAUACGUUCCGCGUGAAAAUCCUUCGUAUCCUGACGGAAUGCGCUAUUCGUAUGCCAGAGAAGUGCACUAUCUACGCUACGCUCGUUGGUCUCCUUAAUGCGAAGAACUAUAACUUUGGCGGUGAAUUUGUAGACUACAUAGUUAAGACGUUUAAAGAAAACUUGAAAGCUGGUAAAUGGAACGCGGCUAGAUACUGUCUAAGGUUCAUAUCUGACUUGGUCAACUGUCACGUGUUGGCUGCAUCAUCACUACUUACUUUAUUGGAGACAUUAGUAGACUGUGCUAAUGAGGAUGGCGUACCGCAAGUUCGUAGAGACUGGUUUGUGUUCGCUGUUCUUUCCGCUUUGCCUUGGGUGGGUCGGGAGCUUUAUGAAAAGAAAGAGUCUCAGUUGGACCAUCUACUUGUUACCAUUGAAGUAUUCUUGAACAAGAGAAGUAAGAAACAUUGGCCAGCCCUUAAAGUAUGGUCAGCAGAUUCACCGCAUUUACAAGAAGAGUAUCUGGACUGCCUCUGGGCACAAAUUAAGAAGUUGAGGCAGGACAACUGGUCGGAGAAGCACAUUCCUCGCCCAUACCUUGCCUUUGAUUCUAUUUUGUGUGAAGCCUUGCAGCACACACUGCCAACCAUUCAGCCGCCACCCCACAACGAUGGCGACUCCUACCCAAUGCCGCGCGUAGUCUUCCGCAUGUUCGACUACACCGACUGCCCCGACGGCCCUGCUCCCGGAGCUCACUCCAUCGAACGCUUCCUCAUCGAAGAACACCUCCACAACAUCAUUGAAGCGUACCAUUUAGAACGCAAAGAAUGCGCCGCUCAACUACUCUGUUUCCCAUAUAAGGGUAAAAUACCCUUAGAGUAUUGUAUUGUUGAAGUUAUAUUCGCUGAACUGUUCAACCUGCCUCGGCCGAGGUAUUUGGAGAUAUGCUACGGGUCGAUUUUGAUUGAGCUGUGUAAGCUGCAGCCGUCAACGAUGCCGCAGGUGCUGGCGCAGGCGACUGAGAUACUGUUCUUGAGGAUUGACACUAUGAAUGUGGCUUGCUUUGACAGAUUCGCAUACUGGUUUGCAUACCACCUGAGCAACUUCCAAUACCGCUGGUCGUGGGACGACUGGGAGGCGUGCACACAGCUCGAGCCCGAUCACCCGAAGCCGCGCUUCGUCAAGGAAGUGCUCGAGAAGUGUCUGAGGUUGUCAUACCAGCAGCGGCUGAAAGACAUGAUGCCCGAAGCGUUCGCGUCCUUCGUCCCGCUCAAGCCAGAACCCAUCUACAAAUACUCCAUGGAGGGAGCUGCAUCCCUCCCCGGCACCGAAGCAGCCCACCAGCUAGUGGUCUGCGUCCGCAACAAAUGCACCCCUGAAGAAGCCCUGAACGUCCUCCGGGAGCUCCCCAACCCCCUCCGCGAGGGCGACCAGCCCUCAGCAGCUCAGGCCGCUCCACACAACCCGUUAAAGAUCGAUGUAUUUGUGCGGACCCUGCUCAAUUUGGGCAGCAAGAGCAUUUCACACAGUUUUGCUGCUAUUUCCAAGUUCCAUUAUGUUUUUAAGAUCCUCGCUGAAUCCGAAGAGGCCCAAAUCUGCAUCCUCCGCAACGUUUGGGAGCUCUGGCAACGCCAUCCCCAAAUGGUCUGCGUCCUCGUAGACAAGAUGCUAAAGACGCAAAUCGUUGAAUGCAGCGCCGUGGCUACGUGGCUCUUCUCCAAAGAGAUGGCUCCUUACUUCACCGGCGCGCAGUUGUGGGAGAUCCUUCAUCUCACUAUUGACAAGAUGAACAAGCACGUCUCCAAACUGAGCCGGGAACUGCAAGAAGCUCGCGCGGAACUCGCGAGGGCUGACUCCUCAAGCUCCGACUCUGAAGACGAGGGCACCAGCAAAAAGAAGAAAGAUCAGGACAAGCCCACUGAGGAGGCGGUCGAGCGCAUGGAAGAGCGUCUAGAAGCGGCGCACAUGGACCAAAAACGUUUGUUCCUGAUCGUGUUCCAGCGAUUCAUCAUGAUCUUAUCCGAGCAUUUAGUUCGGUGCGAUACAGACGCUCGAGACCCCAAUACAGGCUGGUAUAGAAGCACCGUCGGCCGUCUUCGACAGGUGUUCCUCGCUCACCACGAGCAAGUCCAGAAGUACAGCAGCACGCUGGAGACCCUGCUGUUCACGCAGGACCUCGACCCGCACAUCCUCGACGUGUUCCACCAGUUCCUCGCUCUCACCGCUUAGAUUACGUUAGUAGGAUUUUCAUAUUAUUACACCUAAAGUUUGGUAUAUUACAUUUAUUAAUAAAUUGAAGCUUAUGACAGAAUAAAAAAUGGAAGAACAAAACUGACUAAAAGGGUAACAAACAAACACAAAGUGUAUCGCUUUUUACUCAUGGAAAAUUUCGCGCUCAUCUGUUUAUGCUUCUGUGGAUUGUCAGUUGGCUUCACCGAUUGGACCGAUGUUUCCCAGAGUCCUCCAAAACAAGGAGUGAAAUCGUGUAUACAUAUAUUGGGAAUGUUUGGUUGUGAACAGUUUUUGUUCACUCUCACCGCUUAGGUUAGCGCUCUAAGGGGUUCGUUUACAUUUAUUAAUAAAUUGGACCUUAUCACUGAGCAAAA
Leguminivora glycinivorella is the source of this 2872-nucleotide messenger RNA. It is a transcript of the gene Cbp80, whose product is annotated as nuclear cap-binding protein subunit 1-like. Gene Ontology annotation, molecular function: mRNA binding; protein binding; RNA cap binding. The record is from RefSeq and is a predicted model, not a curated record. Gene Ontology annotation, cellular component: nuclear cap binding complex; nucleus. NCBI's taxonomy places the organism in Eukaryota, Metazoa, Arthropoda, Insecta, Lepidoptera, Tortricidae. Gene Ontology annotation, biological process: mRNA export from nucleus; nuclear-transcribed mRNA catabolic process, nonsense-mediated decay.